AUGAAUCCCUUCAAGAACUACGAGACCAUUAAAGUUACGCUCAAGUACGGCAGAGAAGGUGCUGCGUUCUUAUUGUCGUGGCUUCACCCCACUCGUGCGCCAGUCCCUGUGGUUGAGCGCUUGAUAUGCCAAUAUAAUGGUAUAUCGGGCGACAGACGAAUGCCAGGAUUUUUGCAACUCUCGGUCUCAUCGGAACCCAUUGGACAUGCCAUUAUAUCCCACUGGCAACAGCUUAUCAAGUUCCGAGUGCUCUACAUUGCACAUUUAAGACACAAAUCAAACUAUUGGUUUUCGUACUGGUGUUCCAUCAAGGACACGGAAGCGGUCGAGCAUCUGGCCUCACCGCAUUGCCACCGCUCUUCAGCCUCUUUUCCCUUCCGAGUUGAUGUUCAAGUUCUCUACCAUGGUAAAGACACUAGUUUGGCAGGCAAGUUUGGUCUCAUGUUCAAUUCGGUUCCCGGAUCUGAAAGUAAACGAGACUCUAUCGGACCUUCUUUGCGCCCCGGCGAUGCUCUGUACCCACACAAUCGCCUGCUUUACCUUUACUCACUCAUUAAUACUACUUUCUCGACAAGUCCUGCUCCAGAAAAUCCCCUCCUGGUCCGCAUUUCCCUCGGAUUUGUAAAGUUCGUCUGUCUAGGAAACUUGGUUAUGGCUAGGAACAACCCCACAGGAAACUCGGGGCGCUCGACGGUAGAAAUUCGAUUGGAUGGCCAGCCCUUGAUCCCAUGGCUAACUCCCAUUGCCGAACUGCAUCCUAUCAUUGGACUUGAUCAUCUACUGCUGUGCUCGAUGUUCUAGUAUUGCUCUCGAUGCUCUACUACCGCUCUCGAUGCUCUACUACCAUGCUCUGCUACUGCGCUCGAUGCUCUGCUGGCGCACGAGUCUAUGCCCUGCAAAUCCUGCAUACGAAAUCAGUAGUACCAAAUAACACCUGCAUCUUGCUUGUGUCGAACUUCAAGAUGCUCGCAGUACUUUUCAUGGCCAACCAUUUGUUACUGUCGCAUUGCAAAUGAGCUACCGGGAUAGAGGCUAGUGCCAAGAUACCAUUGAGCUAUGGGAUACAUGUGUAGAGUACCAUAC
Messenger RNA from Suillus plorans, 1083 nucleotides. RefSeq lists its product as uncharacterized. The coding region runs from base 1 to 801 and encodes 266 amino acids. The record is from RefSeq and is a predicted model, not a curated record. The transcript is spliced from 8 exons. NCBI's taxonomy places the organism in Eukaryota, Fungi, Basidiomycota, Agaricomycetes, Boletales, Suillaceae.